Messenger RNA from Acanthoscelides obtectus, 306 nucleotides. NCBI's taxonomy places the organism in Eukaryota, Metazoa, Arthropoda, Insecta, Coleoptera, Chrysomelidae. The record is from the annotation of a GenBank genome assembly.
AUGAAUCGCCUGAAAGUUUAUCAGCAGCUCCAGAGAAUAAAGCAGCAUAUUUGGGCAAGAUGGAGUAAGGAGUACGUGUCUGAGCUUCAGCAGAGGUGCAAGUGGAAAAGUACGCAGAGCCAAUUACAAGAGGGAUCCUUGGUGCUUGUCAAGGAUGACAAUCAGCCGCCGAUGUGUUGGAGAUUGGGCCGUGUAACCAGCCUGUAUCCUGGAAGUGAUGGAGUGAAUCGUGUCGCCUCGGUGAAGACUCAAAGUGGCUUAGUGAAGCGCUCAUUCGCUAAAUUGUGCCCGUUGCCAAUUUCUUAA